Cyclopterus lumpus (lumpfish) is the source of this 2018-nucleotide messenger RNA. RefSeq names its product GTPase IMAP family member 7-like. NCBI's taxonomy places the organism in Eukaryota, Metazoa, Chordata, Actinopteri, Perciformes, Cyclopteridae. Bases 288 to 1280 code for a protein of 330 amino acids. Gene Ontology annotation, molecular function: GTP binding. The transcript is spliced from 2 exons. The record is from RefSeq and is a predicted model, not a curated record.
GCUCUGCAACACGUUCACAAUGCAACGUCAUGCACGAUAAACAAGCAGAGCGUCGGGGACUAUACGAGACAGCCACGUUAGUGAAAACUGUGGACACAAAUAUUAUUUGAACAAAUAAAGCUUUUACUUGGAAAAGUAAACUCCCCUCGCCCACCACACGCACGCACGCACGCACGCGCACACGCACGCACACACACGCCCCACGGUAAGGAGCAGCAGGAGAAGAGACACGUAGCACGUCGUCUGGUUGAAACAUUUUACUCUUCGCUGAUUUAUCUUCUAAAAACAUGGACAUGUCAAACAGCAGGAGGAUUGCCAUCCUGGGAAAAACUGGAGUUGGGAAGAGCAGCCUGGCUAACACCAUACUGGGAGAGCAACUGUUCCGGAUCGGACACAGUGUGAACUCUGAAACAAUUAAAUGUCAAGCAGAAACUAAACCGGUCAAUGGAGGAAACAUCACUUUGAUUGACACUCCUGGUUUCUUCGACACAGAUCGAUCUGAGGAGGAGCUGAAGUCUGAAAUAUUGAGAUGCAUCACAGAGUUCGCUCUUGGGCCUCAUGCCUUUCUCAUUGUACUCAAAGUGGAGAGAUUCACAGAGCACGAGCAGGCUAUCAUCGAUAAAAUACACCAAUACUUUUCUGAAGAAGUCUUACAGUAUGCGUCAGUUCUCUUUACUCAUGGUGACCAGCUCCCUGAAGGACAGACCAUUGAGGACUUUGUCCACGAUAAUAGGCGUGUGAAGGAUCUGGUGGAGAAGUGUGGAGGCCGCUGCCACGUCGUUGAUAAUAAAUAUUGGAAGAACAACCAGGAAGAAUACAGGAACAACCAGGUCCAGGUGAAGGAGCUCCUCAAGACAAUAGAUAAGAUGGUUGAGGCAAACGAAGGAAGAUGCUACACCAAUGAGAUGCUACAAGCAGUGGAGGAAAGAAUAAUACAGGAGGUGGAACUCAUUCGACAGACAGCAGGAAACAAGUCAGAGGGAGAGAUCAGAGAGGAGGCGAAAGAGAACGUAUUUAAGUUGCUUUGGACCAAACUGGCAGGUAUCGCAUCAGGUGCAUUGUGGGGAGCUCUUUUAGGUCUAAUGGAGAUGGCGAGUGACAUUAUCACAGCUUUAACACAGCCAGGAGGAGCUGGAAUGAGAGGAGCCACAGUGCAAAGGGCAGUUGGUGUUGCUCUAAGAGGAGCGAUGCAAGGAGCUAUUACAGGACACAAUGCAUCUGAGGGAGCAGACUCACCAGGCGAAGCAGCAAAGAAGGCAGGAGACGCUGUCAUGAAAUAAUCAAUCAGGAUCAAAAGCACAUGAUAAUACAGCCAGAGAUGAAACAGAAUCAAAACCAAUAAUCAAGACGUUACUCUUAAAGACGGGAGAGAGAAUGUAUCAUUAGAAAGUCACACCUCCCUUUAAAUAACAUGAAAUAUGUGACCAUUGAGAUGAUCACGUUUAAUCAUAUGUAAUAUGUCAUUCAAACUUUAGUCGCUUAUUCCUCUUUCACAAGCAGUUUAUUUUAUUCACCGUACAUAUCUACUUGCCUGUACUUCAGAUGUCAUAUUGUACACACAUGUCUCAUAUAGUUUAUAAACAGAGUGACCCUGUGGUACGGCUUUGUCCUGCAGGUGAACUUUGAUGCUAUCUAACACCUCUACUUCCUCAAGGAGUGAGAAGCCAGACCAUAAAGUGUAACAGCACUGAUUUGAUUUGCUAAUAUGAAAACAUGGCUUUUGAAACCUGAAGGAAGUGUGAUCUUAAACUAUAAUUUACUUUUAUUCAUAUGAUAUAUCCUCAUUCAAGUUUAAUUCUCUUUGAUGAGUUAGGAUUUCUUUCUUUUUAUUGCGCUAAAAGUGUUUUGGUCUCAUAUAUCACUUUAUUCUUCACAUACAUUCUCAUAUUAUUUAGUGUCAGUGUAAUGAUGACUGCCUCAAUGUGUUUUUCUGUCAUGUAUCAAUAUGUAAUCACAUGUUCUUCUUCGUUGACUGAAUGGUGAGGAGAAGUAAAUAAGUCAACUCUUGGGUCACCUGA